CAGUGUGGCCCUCUUUUUUUUUCAAUGCGUUAAUGCGCGCGCACGUUCUCCGUGUUUUUUUUUUCUUUUUCUUCUUCUUCUUCUUCUCCCUUUUUCCUGAGCGCUCGCGCCUGCAGGCUGGAGGAGUGUUCCCCGCGCGUGCGUGGCUCCGCUCCGCUCCGGGUACGGCACGGUGCUGCUUUAGGCAGCGGCAGCAGCGCUAAAUCCUCAGGUCUACUCCUCCUUCUCGUCGUCGUCCUCUUCCUCUCCCUGUUUCUCCUCCUCCAUCAACGCCUCCCCCCCCUCCUCCUCCUCUCCUUCCUUCCCCGGUUUUAUUCCUCCGCGGUUUGAAGCCGAGGUCCGCAGCCGGGCGAGCGCACAGAGCUUUUCGGUAAGGGGACUUUACUCGAGAGCGAGGCCCCCCGGCCCCCUCCUCUUUCUUUUCCUCCUUUUCCUUCCCCCCCCUCCCUCCUUAGCUCCCUUUUUCCGUUUGGGCACUCGUUUAUUAUUUUUUUUAUUUUUAUUUAUUUAUUUUUAUUUAUAUUCUACUUCGCCUGAUCGUGCGAUCGGAUUUAUUCGUUGGACUGGGGCGCUCGGGACAAGGAGGCCGCGGGCUGUGAGCGCAGGAGGGGGGAUGACUUUAGAGUCUAUGAUGGCUUGCUGCCUGAGCGAAGAGGCGAAGGAGUCGAAACGGAUCAACUCCGAAAUCGACAAGCAGCUGCGCCGAGACAAGCGGGACGCCAGGCGGGAAUUAAAGCUGCUUCUUCUAGGUACGGGAGAGAGCGGCAAGAGCACAUUCAUCAAACAGAUGCGCAUCAUCCAUGGCACCGGAUACACAGACGAAGACAAACGCGGUUUCACCAAGCUGGUCUACCAGAACAUCUACACGUCUAUGCAGUCCAUGAUCCGCGCCACAGAGACGCUGAAAAUUGGCUACAAGUACGAGCAGAACAAGGCCAACGCCAUGCUGGUGAAGGAGGUGGACAUCGAGAAGGUCUCAGCGUUCGAUCAGCCCUACGUUAACGCCAUUAAGAUGCUGUGGUCGGAUCCAGGCAUCCAGGAGGCCUACGAUCGCCGCAGAGAGUACCAGCUUUCGGAUUCUACUAAAUACUAUCUAUCCGAUCUGGACCGUAUCGCUGACCCGCACUAUCUGCCCACCCAGCAGGAUGUGCUCAGGGUCCGAAUCCCAACCACGGGCAUCAUCGAGUACCCGUUCGACUUGCAAAGCAUCAUUUUCAGAAUGGUGGAUGUGGGUGGGCAGAGGUCCGAGCGCAGGAAGUGGAUCCAUUGCUUCGAGAACGUCACGUCCAUCAUGUUCCUGGUGGCGCUGAGCGAGUACGAUCAGGUCCUGGUGGAGUCCGACAACGAGAACCGUAUGGAGGAGAGUAAAGCGCUUUUCAGGACGAUAAUCACAUACCCGUGGUUCCAAAACUCCUCGGUCAUCCUCUUCCUCAACAAGAAGGACCUCCUGGAGGAGAAGAUUUCCUACUCCCACCUGGUCGACUACUUCCCCGAGUUUGACGGUCCCCAGCGGGAUGCGCAAGCAGCGAGGGAGUUCAUCCUCAAGAUGUUCGUGGAUCUGAACCCCGACAGCGACAAGAUCAUCUACUCGCACUUCACCUGCGCCACGGACACAGAGAACAUCCGCUUCGUCUUCGCCGCCGUCAAGGACACCAUCCUGCAGCUCAACCUCAAAGAGUACAACCUGGUGUAGGCCACAAUCGCCGGGGACUACUCACACACUUCAGCACAGAACAGACACACACAUCUACACACGCCAUACCACACACCCAGUUACCCAUGGUUCACUUUGUUUUCCAGCUUCCUAUUUUUUUUUCUUUUCCACUGUGUGAAGGUGUUCCAGACCUUUUCUGCUUUUACCCUGGCUGUCUCGCCAAAGCCCGUCCACUUUCUCUCGUCGGCAGCUCGUGUCCAAGCACUCACUCCCGUCCCCUCCCUUUUCUCCUUUCUUUCUUUCCCUCCCUUAAAUUGGACCGAUGAGUUUUUUUUUGUUUUUUUUUAUUGAAUGACGGGGCGGGGUUAAACACUCAGACUUUUCAUUUUGAAAGUGUUUUUUUGUGAGUGUGUUUGUGUUUAUAUAUACAUACACACAUACACACACAAGGGAUGGAAGAACUUAUCGGAACGGAAACUGGAAUCAACACCCCUCACCUUCCUUUCUGCUUUACCAGUCAGUUUUAUUCCGUCUGCCUGGAUGGAGCGAGCGAUUUCGUUUGUUUUUU
Messenger RNA from Clarias gariepinus (North African catfish), 2222 nucleotides. RefSeq names its product guanine nucleotide binding protein (G protein), alpha 11b (Gq class) (gene gna11b). The transcript is spliced from 7 exons. The record is from RefSeq and is a predicted model, not a curated record. Gene Ontology annotation, molecular function: GTPase activity; guanyl nucleotide binding; G protein-coupled receptor binding. Gene Ontology annotation, cellular component: heterotrimeric G-protein complex. The coding region runs from base 614 to 1693 and encodes 359 amino acids. Gene Ontology annotation, biological process: phospholipase C-activating dopamine receptor signaling pathway; action potential; adenylate cyclase-modulating G protein-coupled receptor signaling pathway. Lineage: Eukaryota; Metazoa; Chordata; Actinopteri; Siluriformes; Clariidae.